AUGCUUUCUAUCUCAUCUUAUAAAAGAAUUGAAGUUAUUGGUAGGGGGAAAUUUGGUAUUGUUUAUAAAGCUCAGAAUAAACAAACUAAACAAAUUGUUGCCAUUAAAGUUUUAAACUUAGAUAAUCAAGAUGAUGAAAUACUAGACGUUCAAAAAGAAAUCCAGUUUCUAACUGAAUUAAAAAAUAUACCAAAUAUAACUCAUUAUUAUGGUUCAAUUUUAAAUGAUACAAAAUUAUGGAUUAUAAUGGAUUAUUGUGCUGGAGGUUCUUUAAGAACUUUAUUAAAAGCAGGAGUAUUGGAAGAGAAAUAUAUUGGUAUUAUAGUGAGAGAAUUAUUAAUUACAUUAAAUUAUGUCCAUAAAUUAGGGGUUAUACAUCGAGAUUUAAAAGCUGCAAAUAUUUUAGUUUCAAAAGAUGGUCAUGUUCAAAUUUGUGAUUUUGGAGUUGCUACGAAAUUAACAAAUUCGAGUGCAAAAAGAAACACAAUGGUGGGGACUCCAUAUUGGAUGGCUCCUGAAGUUAUUAAAACUGGUGAAACUUAUAAUUCAAAAGCUGAUAUUUGGUCCUUAGGAAUUACAAUUUAUGAAGUUGCAACUGGGAAUCCACCUUAUUGUGAUAAAGAUCCAAAUUGGGCAAUGCAAUUAAUUAGUUCCAAAACUCCACCAAGAUUAGAAGGUAGAGAAUACCCACAACCAUUAAAAGAAUUUAUUGCAUUAUGUUUAGAUGAAAAUCCAGAAGAAAGACUAUCAGCUGAAGAAUUACUAAAGACUAGUAGAUUAGUUAAAAUUUAUAAAAAUUUACCAACUAAUUUAUUAAAAGAAGUUAUAUCAAGAUAUUUAUUAUGGAGAGAUAGAAAUAGUUCAAGAGAUUCAGUAUUUAUAAAUUUAGAAGAUGAACCUGAGGAAUUGGUAGAUAAAACAGUUGAACAAAAACAUAAUAACCUAAAUUUACAUCAUGAUAAUUCAUCAAAUCAACAAAUUCAAGUAAGAUGGGAUUUUGAUUCAUUAGAAAGUAGAGAAUAUAUAAUGGAGAAUGAAAUUGAUAUGAACCAUAUAAAUCAAAUCUAUGAAUAUGAAAAUGAUAUUGAACAAUAUCAAAAUAAUAAUAAUCAAGAUGAUUUUGGAACAUUACCUACUUUAAUACCAAAUUACUCAAAUUCAACAUUAUCAAAUGCAAAUAAUAAUAAUACCUCCGUCAAGGAUAUACCGAAAUCAUUACAAAUGUUAUUUGAAGAAGGUUCUGAAGAUGGUAAUAGUAUACAUGAAAUACAAGAAAUUCAUCAACCUCCACCUCCUAAAUUUUCAUCAUCAAGAAGAAUGGAAUCUCCAAGUAUUGAAAUACCUGAUAUUGAUACAUUAAAUAAUUUCCCAUCAAUAAGUGUAAAUAACAACAAUAAUCAUCCACCGUUAAACAAACCACCUACUUUAUUACAUUCACAAUCUGCAUCUGGUCAAUUAGAGAAUAGUAGAUUUAUAUCAUUAAAUACAUCACCUAAUGAAUCAAGAACAAGGAAAAAGACGAUAUCAAACUCAAUAAAUUCACAAUCGAGUACAACAAAUUUAAAUUCAUCAAAUAAUAUAAAUAUUAUACCUACUCCACAUACACCGCCAUAUACUGGACCAACAAUUGUUCGUACUCCAUCACCUAAACCUCCAUCAAAUCAAGCAUUAUUAGUUGCAACAACUUUAGGUACUAAAUCAAAUUCUCCAUCAAAAAUGAAAGCAUUGAAUUCAAAUUUAAAUCCAUUACUACAACCUAUAAAUUUGAAAAAUGAUUCAAAACAAUCAUCACCUAUAAAUAGUAACAAUAUGAAUAAUUCAGCAAGUGCUAUAUCACCAUUACCACCAAUACAAGCACCACCACAAUUGAUUCAACAUAAUUCCAUGCCAAAUUUACCAACAACUGCACAACAAUCAUCUUCAACAAUCAGUGUAACUAAGACAAAACGUAAUAAACCACCAGGCUUUAUUCAAAUGCCAACACCAUCAAAUACAAUAAAUAAUUUAACUGUGUUGACUGAUAUACCACAACAACAUGAUAGUGAGAAUGUGAAUCAGUUUGGUAUUAAUCCAUUACAAGCUGCUCAUAUGCCAAUAUCAAUGACACCAGUCACUGAAAAAGAACCACCAAGUUUUCCAAUUACAAAUAAAGAAGACGAUGAUAAAACAAAAGAGACUACAACUACAUCACAAAUUCCUUCUUCUCGGCCACAUCAGAAUAGUAUACUGGGACAAAAGAAAUCAUCAUCAUUAUCUAAUUCAGUUAAUUUAUCUCAAUUAAAUAAUGUAGCUACUCCGUCAACUCAAAGAAAUGUUUCAAUUUCCUCACAAAUUAAAGAAACAAGAGAAUUUCCAAGUAUACCAGCAUUAAAUAAUGAAUUUUUUAUAGACUCAACUACUAAUAAAUCAAAACUUAUAAAUGAAUUAGAUUUUAUGAUUAAAACAUUUAGUCAAGGUUUGGAAAUAUUAGAAGAAAAUUUAUAG
This is a messenger RNA of Insectozyma verbasci, 2484 nucleotides long. The record is from the annotation of a GenBank genome assembly. NCBI's taxonomy places the organism in Eukaryota, Fungi, Ascomycota, Pichiomycetes, Serinales, Debaryomycetaceae.